CGCAGCGCAUACACAAUGGCUGCUCGAAAGAGGGGAAAGCAAACAAUUUUCAGGCCCGCCGCGUCUAGCAAAAAAUAUGAGAAAAAAAUUAUUAAAAAUUCGGAAAAUAGUUGAAAGUGAAGAAAACCCCAACAGAAAGAAUGUUAAAGCGACCAGGGCCCCUGGGUCCGGCAAGUGUUGAGCACAUAAAACUGGAUAGAAUAACUGCAUCAGCACCAUUUGGGCACUGCACCCCUGUCCAUGUAGCUGGUCAGCCUUAGAGUGCCAUGGCCACGGGAACCCAGGGCCACCGUGACCGCAUCCUGGAGAAAGCCAAGAUUGCCCCACCCACAGGGAGGCGCAGGAGAGCAGAGGGGAAGCUGAAAAAGAAUUUCCCUUGCCAGGAGUGUCAGAAAGCUUUCAACAGUCUGGAGAAGUUGAAGGUGCACUCGUACUCUCACACAGGAGAAAGACCCUACUGCUGCUCACAUCCCGACUGCACCAAGGCUUUUGUCUCCAAAUACAAGCUGCUACGGCAUAUGGCAACUCACUCACCAGAAAAAAUCCACAAGUGUUCAUACUGUGAGAAAAUGUUCCACCGCAAGGAUCACUUAAAGAAUCACCUACACACUCAUGACCCAUACAAGGAGGCAUUCACCUGUCAGGAGUGUGGCAAGAGCUACAACACCAAGCUUGGCUUCAAACGCCACCUUGCCCUCCACGCUGCCAACAGUGGAGACCUCACCUGCCAAGUGUGCCUGCAGCCAUUCCCCAGCACUGGGGUUCUUCUGGAACACCUCAAAACACAUGCUGGCAAGUCCUCUGGUGGAACCAAAGAGAAAAAGCAUCGCUGUGAGCAUUGUGAGCGGCGAUUUUACACCCGUAAAGAUGUGCGACGACAUAUGGUGGUUCAUACCGGACGGAAGGACUUCCUUUGUCAGUACUGUGCCCAGCGCUUUGGUAGGAAGGACCACCUGACACGUCACGUGAAAAAGAGCCAUGCUCGGGAGCUGCUGAGAGUAAAAACUGAGCCAGCCGAUUUGCUGGAGCCCGUUGUCUACAACUUAGCGCCUGGGGGCAUCAAGGGCGAGCUCCCGGCAAUGUUGACACCAAGGCUGCAUCAGCUCAACAUGUGCACAGGGCCUGUCCUGGACACAGAGCCUUUUCCCACUCCCACAAAUCCCUUUUCUUUUAAGUACCCACUGGGCUCCAACUUUACCUCAUACACCGUCUCCUCACAGGAGCGAGAGCAGAAUCUAAAGGGAGAACUGGAGACCUACCUGAUGGAGCUGCAGAGUAGCAUGCCCUCCUCAUCCUCUGCAGCCCAAGAACCACAACUCUCCUCCUCAAAACUUGAGCUGGAGCCUCAAGUGGGCUUGGUGGAGGAAGCAAGCGAGGGGGUGUCCAUGUCCAAAAUGUCCUCACCGAUGGCAGCAGCCACCACAGGUGACUCUUUGGCCUCUUCCUCCUCUCUGAUGGACUUCUCGCAGCUUUUCAAUUUCCUGCCACUCAAUGGGCCCCCGUACAACCAGGCAGGGGGCAGCGGGGUAGAGGGUGUCACCUAUCCACCGAGUGAAGAGCCCACAACUCUCGUCCAGCUGCCUUCCCAGCCUCCCGAAGGCCCAGCAGCCUCAGAGAGUCCACUUCAAAGGCUCCCCUCCUCCUUCAUAUCCAACCCAUCAACCACACUGCCCCGCUUCCACCAAGCUUUUCAGUGAUCCAGUAUGUACUGCGCUUAGCACACAUGCACUCUAACACCAACAUUCUGACACACGUGUUGAGCUACACAGCCUCCCCAACAAGAACCAAAACAACAUGCUAGUAAAAGUUUUAAAGAUAUUAGCACUUCUGGCCAUUUAAUAUGACGACAUGAGCAACACACACACACACACACACACACACACACACACACACACACACACACACACACACACACUUGGCUUCAUCAGCUGUGCUACUUUCAGGAUGUAUUCUUUUCAUCUUUUUAUUGAUGAGUUGCCAAAUCUUCACCACGACUUCUCCCUAAUUACAUGUUCACAUAAUACCAAUAAAUGAUCCUCUUGUGUUGUGUGGAUAUGCAGAUACAAUAUCUAAACUCUAGUUUCUUGCCAUUUGCAAGUUUUAUAACCUAACAUAAUCGGUUGCAAAUACCAAGAGAAUUUACUGUUUCAAAGACCUGCAAGUUUCAAUAUCCAUAAACAUUUUGAAUUGUAGUGUAGGCUUGUAAAAUUCAGCCGUGGGCAGUGCUCAUAAAUGUCAAUACAGCUCAAGUUCUCAGUUUUGGUGCAGCACUGCUCUGUGCGCUGCAUCGCAGACAAAAACACAUCACAUACACAUUAAUGGAGCAAAAACUCCUCACAAUAAUGUGUACAUUAAUUAGUCUUUUUGGAAGUUUGAAAUUGUUUAAAUAGAUGAAUGCUAACAGUAAUUUCAUUGCAGUGACAUUGAUUUAACCCUGCUUGUGUUUUUGUCUGUAACAUUGCUGUAAUGUAUGUGCGUAACAGCUGCAUUAGGCAGUUCAGUGGUGUCACCUUGUCAGCAGCAGCAGACCUAAUGUUCACUCCCCUGGAUUACACAACCAGACUUCAAGUCUCCACAAGUUUAUUUCCCAUACAUAGUGAAAUUAUAGGACACCUACAACUUCCUGCAAAUUUAGGGAAAAGCAAUAAAAACAUUUCAAACAUGCUAUAGGAAUUAAAUAAAGUAUAUGUGAAAUGGGCGAAAACAUGCAAAAACAUCAAUCUGGUCCUUAUGAUAAAUCUAUAAAGCUGAAGUUCAUUCACAUAGUUAUAGACACGGAGCUGAGUAGUAACUACUGAGCAACUGUAUUACAGUUUUACAGUUCAUUUUGGUAGUUUGUUGAUUUUCUAGUCAAAAUGUAUGUUAUUCUCCAGCUGUGGGGAUGUUAAAUGAAAGCUGAAUGUGUUUUGGAGUUUCUUAGUUAACCCCUAAUCCCAAACCAAAGUCAACCAAACACAUUACUGAUGUUAAGGUAGCAUCAGUGUAUUUUAACACAGAGACUCAAUUGAGACCAUUCACCAAUUCCGUUCACACAGCAUCCUCAGUGGUAGAGUUAAGUUCAGCUAUGUAUCUGGAUUAACAGGCACCAGUUUCCACGUAGAAAACUAAACUGUGACACACCAACACACAGCCAUUUACUGUUUAUGGGCCUCACCCAGUCAGCUAGCUGAAAUGAUCCAUGUAAAACACCCCAGUGGAGUUCUCUUUACUACAGGCUCAGGGUGCACUUUGCUGAUGGUUUUGAACAUGGCUGCUGAAAUGUCCCACUCUUCCCUUGCUAGUGUCAUUGUGCCUUCUUUAUCAGAGUUAUAAAAAAGUAUUAUACGAAACGUCAAACUUCUAAGAAGUGUAGUUAAAUCAUCUUGCUUGUAACUGCUGACUGACCAAUUUUUUUUCCAUUGUGGAUCAUAUGCAAAGAUCUAGAAUGCUGAUUUUACAUCUGCAAGACCUUAACUUUUAAGUUUGUAUAUAUGCUAGUACCGUUGUAUUUUAUUUGUCAUAAAAGGUCACUGCAAGGGUGGUAUGCAAAAGUGAACCAUUAAAAUUGGGAAUUAUUGGUAUGGAUAUGAGAGCUGACCGGCGGACAGUGCGCACACGUCACCAAAACCUCACAGGCAGGUUUCCAGCAAUACGCAAUAAAUGCAAACGCAAUAAAUUCCCACAGAAAACACUAUUCAAUGCAACUAUCUGCAAUCAGCACAUAAAUGUAUCUCUAUAUCGACUGUCCCGUCACAUCUGAUGUCAGAUCAAAGGGGAUUGUCACUGUUUGGCACGUUUGGCACACGUUAUGGAAACCCAACCUGAUUUGAUUAACUCAGCUGCAAACUAAUGAGUUCACAUCACUCUCAGCCAACCACAAACAGCCACAGCAUCAGAUAGGGAGUAUAUAUGAGACAAACGCAACAUUGAUUUACAAUUGUGGUGACCUUCUCCCAGGCUACCUUUGCAUCAUCAGCCCGUGGAGGUCUGCUCGCAGUUCCGUAUAUGCGGACACUGCGAGCUUGGACCUCUCGGACCAAAACAUCAGUUUCCUCCAUGGCGAAUUGAGUAAACUCUCAUUACGCCUUCGCGCGGCGCAUUUAAGGGCGAGGAGAGGGGCUCAUUUGAUUGGUGUGAUGUGAAUCGGAUGUGUAAAACCCACUCCAUGCCUUCUCUCCUCCCUCUUUCCGACUUGCGCAGGUAGGAGGGACGGAGGUGGGAAAGAGGAGUAGCUGCGCCAGCGCGCACGGUGUGCCAAACUUGCAAAAUCCACCUGGCCACACCCAGUUGGCGAAGUGCAGGUGCGUUGCGCCUCCGCCUCGCCCGGUCUUUGAAACUAAGAGGCCUUGUUCUGUAAAAAAAAAAGCAAAAAUCUCCGUAGCUUAAUUCAUAUUCUCACCAGACCCCUUUGGACUGACUUUAAAAAAUAACAACCUCUGCCUAGUAUUUCACAAAUAAUAAAGCAUAUAUUCAACUAUUCAAAUAUAUCUUAAAGUCCCAGUCAAAAGUCUGGACUCACUUCAAAUCUUAGCUCCAUGUUAAAUUAUCUUGACAGUGUGCUUUUGUCUGCUAACACAUAGCCCAUAGAAUUUUAGAAUACAUAUCAUCAAACAUCACUACACUAAAGAGUUAAAAAAAAAUUGUUUUGUAUUUUGAGAUGGCUGGUAAACACACCUCUCCACCUCUCAAAUUACAACAGAAAAUGCAGUGGAAAGGCCAAGAAGCUGUCUAUGGACUACUUGAUGGAGAGUACUUUAAUACUAAAUCCCAAAAAUAUAAAAAAUAUUUAGAAGAUAUUUGAGCUAAUACACUAAAAUAAGCUGUUUAUCUGAGAGUAAUCUGGAACCAAAGUACACUGUUCACAAUGCUAAAAGAAAUGGCUACAAGAAAUUUAGGCCUCUAGUUUCCCAGCACAGUGCAGGGUGGCACAGGGUGAUGAACCCCGCGCAGAGCUAGUUUUGUGUAGUGCAACCCGAGGCGCGCUCAGUUUGGUACUUUGGCAGACCGAGGUGCGCUGAGAUGGGUGUGGCAGCGCAGCAGGGGGAGGUGUCGACAGAUCCAGCUUGGCGCAGUUACAGUUUCGUGCCAAAAGGCUUCGCCGAAGGUGCGCUAAAAGCUCGCCAGCUGAAACCAGGUCUACUGUCAGCGCAGGGGGAGCGCAGCCGGUGUAGUGGGAGUUUGGCUGACCGGCGGACAGUGCGCACACGUCACCAAAACCUCACAGGCAGGUCUCCAGAAUGUCAGGCACAUUAACGAUGCAAUAAAUAGCGUCAAAAAAGACGUCAAAUACUGAUGCAUUGUCACGCUCCUCAGUGUGUGAUAUUGAUGCCAAAGGCAGCCUUUAGUGUCUUAAUGAGACACAAUGGCCUGUCAGCUAAGUCCAGUGUGAACCCAUCCAUGGCAAUAGUUGACGCUCAGAGCAAUGAUGUAGUAUAAAGAGCGAUAAAGUCCAAACAGGGUGGGCGGGGGGUAAGCUAGAUGCUCUUCUUUACACUGAGGAUUCUGAAUAACUUCUUUAGACUGAAGAGUCUGAGAAACUUCUUUAGACUUAAUAAAACUGAAGAAUUUCCUCAGACUGACUGAGUCUGAAGAAGAGUGUCUAGCUCAAAACAACAUUUGUGGAUGUGCUAGUAAAUUACACUUAGGGGAGCUACAGUGUGCAGACUUUUUUCACGUUGUUUAUUGCCAUUCUGUUUGUCCAUCAUCUGUCUCAAAUGUUUUUUAGAUGUACACAUCUUCUAUGUCUUUUAUGAUGUUCUUUUCUAAGCCUUUCCAAGUAUUUUUGUGCCAAAAGCUAAAUGUGACUGAUUCACAACAUUAACCAGCUGUCACAAUGUAUUUUAUCUCUGUGGCCUUCAUGUAGCCAUGAGAUGCAGAGGGGAAGUGACAAUUUGUCUGUAUUUGACAAUCUGCAAUGAGAACAGGUUUACAGUUCACUCCAAAAUCAAACAUACAAUUUUUUUCUCUUACCUGUAGUGCUGUUUAUCAAUAUGUAUAGUUGCAGUGUGAGUUGCUGAGUGUUGGAGAUAUUGCCCGUAGAGAGUGUCUGACUUCUCUCCAAUAUAAUGGAACUAGACGGCACUCGGCUUUUGGUGCCCAAAAAUUUGAAAAACUCAUGUCUCUUUUCAAAAAACGUAACCUGAUUACACAAGAUUAUCAACAGACCUUGCUGUAAGCAGUUUCAUUUAGGAACCAUUUCCUGUCUACCAAACUACACCCACCAACCACCCACCAUGCAGAAGGAAGUGUGCAUCUACUUUAGGACAGGAGACUUGUGCUCAUGACAGCAUGGAAUGUAAAUAUUAAUGGCUUCCUCCUUACGUGAGCUAUAACAUUAGCUAGCUCCUGCUAGCAGUAUCAGUCUAUUAGUUAGAAUAUUAUUGUUGCUAUUUGUUAUUGCUGGUGGCUAACGGACUAUCAACUAUGGAUUCGUGUUCUGUUCAUUUCCAGUGUUGGGAAAGUCACUUUCAAAAUGUAAUAUAUCACAUAUUACCAGUUACUUUUAUUUAAAGUAACAAGUUAGUUUACAAUAGUGUCUGGGUUGGGGAAUGUGUUUCUUAUUACUCCACUUUUGCCUUACUUCAUCCAUAAAAACCUUAGAAGUACAGCAGGUGAUCAAAGCACAAAAGCUCACCCAGUCAUCCAUUCACAUGCAGUGGUUCCCGCUUAAUAUUAAAAUCCCCUCUUAUAUUAACAUGGGUAUGAUGAUACAGAACCAUUAAAUGGCCUGGUCCUUUUGAAAUAAACAAAUAGUCUACAAUAGCACCAGCGAGAGAGUUGUGUAAAAUACGAGGACGGUGCAUCAGCCUUGCUUUACCAUUGCAGGCGCCAGAAGUGGCACGAUGGAUGUGAAUGAAAAAAACAAUACAGGCCCCACAAGCUUGGUGCCAUCUAGUGCCAUUAUAUUGGAGAGAAGACAGGCGAUAUCUCCAACACUCAGCAACUCACACAAAAAUAAUCUAGAUUGAUAAACAGCACUAGAGGUAAGAGAUAAAAUAUGUAUUUUUGAUUUGGGGCUGAACUUUGAAAGUCAUGCAAAGCCGCUUCACUACUCAGUCAGUAUGGACACAAAUAGCCUUCAUUUAAAUCAUACAUUGUAAGCAGAAGUUACGCCUUAUUUUCAUGCAAUUCAUAUUACAUAUCUGCUGUUUGCUGUGAUUUAGAGACAAGAAAUAUGAAAAAAUGGCACAAAUAAUGGCUGUGUUGAAAGGAAUGCACAACUUUUUUUUUUUUUUUUUUACAUUGUUUCCCACAGGUUAACCAUGCCAGUAUCAUCCACUAGCAUCACCAUUCACACCACUCCAACAUUACCACAGAUAUAUGCUGGAGUGAAGCACAAGACAUCUGGAAUUUUCGGAUGACCUUAGCCAUUAGAACCAUGGACUCUUGGGUUUGAAUAUUGAACUGUGUACACAUUAUACACAUUCAAUGAUGUGUUGGAACAAGCAGAUGCAGAAUACAUCUGUGGUAAUAAUUGGGUCAAAUGAGUGGGUGUAUUAAGUUGAAAAAUGAGGUUCAAGAAAUGUUUGCCAACAAAAUGCUAACAUAAUCCUAGUAAACUACAGAUAGCACUGAUGCAUUGCUUUGCAUGUCAUUAGCAACUGCUGUUACCUCCCAUGGUAGUUGCUAGUUGGGGUUAGCCUCAUUUGUGACCCAUUUGCACCUAGUAUGUCACUCUGUGGUCUGGUCACAUAGCAUUCCCUAUGCAAACCUUAGGGGAAAAGCCAAAACAUUUAUCUUAUGUUUUUUAGCCCAAGGCGAAAUGUUCUCAUUCUGGGCCAGUGGUAAAUAUAUGUGAGACCACAAAAAUACAUUUAAAGGUUUGUGUAGCAAGCUCCAAAUCCUGAUGUAACAUACAAGAUACUAAGGUCCCAAAACACGCCGUCUUGGGGUUGGUUGUCAGUCUGAUACCAUUUACUGUGUUGCUAGUUCUGGGUUUAUGACUGUAGUCUUAUUUUUCAUACAGUUAACGGAGUACAAUCACUAGCCAGGAAAGUAGGGCUGGGUAUAAACCAAAACGUUUGCGCUGCACUGCCAUACUGAAAUCUGUACUGAAAGCUGACAUCAAAUGUGUAGUCAGAUCCAUAAUCUUCUUUACUUCUCUUUGGUCCAGUAGUUCCUGAUUUCAGUCCAAACUUUGAUGAAAAAAAAUGAGGGCAAAUGCACACCUACUGGAAGCACUGGCUUGCCGGCAUACAUUAAAAAAAGAAAUGGGAAGUUUGUACACUCAUAACUCAAUUUGGCAAACUGCCUUCUGUAGCCAAUUUUACUUUUACAAAGUUCUUCUUUGGCUGCUUAUGUCAGAACAACUUUUGGCAUUUAAAAUGUAUCAUGUGUCCAAAAUUCCAUAUUUAGGUCACAAGAUGGCACAUGAACAUGGCACUGUUUAAAGGGCAGCACAAAAUCCAGUAAGUGGACCUUUAGUUAAUAUUAUUUUGUCAAACUGCUGUACCCAAGAUCAAGAAUGAACUUUCAUGCUCAACAUUUGAGUACUGUCACUUAUGUUGUAAUAUAAAAAAAGACAAACAUGGUUUAUAUUUAGUUUUGGUAUUAUAAUAAAAACUCCGGUAUCAUACUGGCACAUAUCAAAAAAUGUCAAUUAAUACCCAGCCCUACAACAACAGAACUGAAGGAUGAAAAGUCACAUUUUAUUAUUUCAUAAAAUAAAAAUAACAUAUUUAAUAUGCAGAACAGAUAUAAGAACAGAUAUAAUUUUGGACAAAUGUCCUUUUUAUACUUUAACAAGACAUUGGACUGCACACUAUGGCAAAAAUGUGAACUUUACAGCCUGUACCCUCACCUUUUCACCUCCUACCACAGCAAGUAACAGAUGGUGCAUCUUAGUUCCAUGAAAUGCUUGAUGCAUCUACAACCCAGUAGUGUUUUGAUUAUACCUCAAACGCUCAUCUUGUUGUUGUGCUCUGAAAUUCAAACAUGAUGAUGAAAUAGAAGUGUUAAGUUCCCCUUUUACCUGAAUGACGGGACAUGAAUGGAGACAAUAUUUUUCUAGGUUAUGUGAAAGGUAGAGUUGAAUGUGUCAAAACAUUUAUUGAAGUUUCCUGUUUGUAUCUUGUGAAGGUUUGUGGUUUUACAAAACUCUUGUUUUUUUUUUGUAAUCAUAGCACUUUUUGUAAACUGAAUGCCUUUAUUUCAUCCAAUACCUUUUGUUUAAAACCUUCAUUACAAAUGUAUAGAUGAUAUAUUUAGCUCUUUUAGAGAACAAUAAUAUUUAAAUACAAUAUAAAAUGUUUUAUUUUUACAGGUACAAUUUUGACAGUGUUUUUCCUAUCAAAGUGUCAUUUUUGCUUUACUUGCACAAGUGUUCUGUGUAUCUCAUUGAGGGGUCUUUUAACAAACAAUGCAUGUUAAUCACAUAUAUUUGUUGGCCGAAUUUCUCAGAAGGCCUUUUUUGACUAUUCUAGGUCUGAGAGCACAGACAAUAAUAAAGCUUAAAUGGACAAUUAUAUAGCACUUAUAUCAUCUUUUUAUGGGUUGUUUAAUUAGAUGUUAAAAAGACAAACAAGCUAUACUGUAUGUUCAAUAACUCCAAGGGUGAUUUUGUCUUCUUCUAUCAUCCUUUGACCUCAGUGUGACAAUAUGGAAGAAUAUUACUUGAUUUCUUAGUGGUUUCUGCCUGAAAGCUGGUUGAUGAACACACAUUUUUCAAUCAGUUGAUUGCAGUUUCAACUUCAUGUGUAAUUUCAAUGAACUGUAUGACAGAAUCUGAGGAUUUCAUGUGGGGUGAAUACAAGCAAUUAACUGUGCAUGGAUCAAAGUUGACCGAAAAUAAUCUCUAUCCACUGGAGAAAGUAGAUCCAGAUUUGGAGUGUGGUAUCAGAUCAAGUUCAAAAUUCUAAAGCUAAUUUAACUGCCCAAGAAAAAAGACAUAGGCAAAACAGAAUGUCUCCCAAAUCCAUUUGGUGAGUGGGAGACAGGAGAUGCUCUUCAGUGAGAGGCACAGACCUUUAGCAAUUCAUGUCAAACUUCUUUAUAAGCUUCAGUGGUACCAGUGAACUUUCUUGAAUGUGUAUGUAAGAAACACUGCAAUAUAUUUUUGGUAUUGGUUCAAGCUGCUAACGUACUUCUAAAGCUCCUUAAGGUGCUACAGACCUCUUCUCUAGUUCUUAAAUGUAUCAUUUGUACAAAGUAUCCAGUUCAGCUGAAAAGCUGGCAUGUGUGCCUGGUUGGACUUUAUAGCUACAUAUAUUUGUAUUGUACUGUGACUUUUGACCCCCCCACCCACACCUUCCCCAGUCUUGGGAAUUGAAACAUAUUGGGAGAUUGCUCUGGAUGAUAUCACUCAGCAGAGAUGAAGACAUUGGUGAUGAUGUUAAAAAACAAGUCUAUGUGACUCCAUUCAAAGAGAGCUGAGGUAAAUCUGAAACAAACUGCAUUCCAGCCAUGUUGGUUUUGUUAUUGCAACAAUGCCAUCCUGUGACAAUGAUGCUAAUUUCAAUGUUUCACUUUAAAUCUAUUUUACAUACUACUGUUGUUUUUGUUAUUUUUUAUACAUAUAGGCAAAGUAAUUCUAUCCUUCUCUCUCUCUCUCUCUCUCUCUCUCUCUCUCUCUCUCACACACACACACACACACAUAUACAUACAUAUGUGUAUCUAUAUAUUAUCUAUAUCUAUAUAUAGCUAUGUCUAUAUGUGUGUGUGUGUCUGUUUAUAGGUUGUGUAAAAUAAAACUGAAUGCUGCAGCUUUUAAAUGUUUUUUUAACAAUGACAUCCAAAGAGGCAGAUUAUUUAUUGUCUGGCAGAAUAACCUGAUUUGAUUUACAUAUCUUGCUGCUAUGAGUGAGAAGAGCUGCAAUUGUCAACUCCAGUGUUUUUACACAAUGUAAUGAAAGUUCAAUAAACACAAAAGAAGGAUCCAACCAUAGGCCUUUUGGUCAUUUCUAAAAAUGUGUAUAAACUUAUUUUUAAUUGAUUUUACACACAAUAGCCACAACAUUUUGUUUCAAGUCCAUUCCUCCUUCAUAUUUGUGGCAUAUUAAAUAAAACACACAAACAAACCAAAGACAAACAAACAAUACCCAUAACACACUACCCAUAAACAAGGGGGAAAAAAACAGUGAUAAAACUACAAAACAAAAUCCAAAAUAAACUCAUAGGAUGGGAUGACAUAGUUCAUGUCUCUCGAGAUUCUGCACAUAUCUAUGUAUACACAUGUACAUCUUUAUCUGUGUUAACAUUUU
Molecule: messenger RNA, 11177 nt
Organism: Epinephelus moara (kelp grouper)
Lineage: Eukaryota; Metazoa; Chordata; Actinopteri; Perciformes; Serranidae
Gene: plag1
Product: pleiomorphic adenoma gene 1
Exons: 3
Coding region: 267-1697 (476 amino acids)
Source: RefSeq, a predicted model, not a curated record